UUGGUGAAAAAUUUCAAGCUAAGUCGAGAUUGGCACUGCUCGUUCCUCUGGUGAUUCAUGAUAAGUCCCAUGGAUAGAUUUCUUGGAAGAAUUACUUGUCUUCAUUGUUAUAAAAAAUUCCAGACAGAUUACCUGUUUUAGUUUCCUAGGGCAUUACUUCAAGUUUCAGUGAAUUGGGUUUUGUGCGGAAAAUGGUUGGGAGUUCAUGGGUUCAGGUGUCUACUUGCCCCACUGUGUUGCGCACUCCACAGUUGAUCUUCCAGGGUGAGUCGUCGCGCAAUUUCUGGCCAUAUAGACCGUCGAAGAAACUCGUUCAUGUCCGAGCGAGCUCAGCCGACGCAGGACAGAGUUCUCAGGCGCAGUCUUCUUCAGAGAGGAAGAACCCAUUUGCGGUUAUUAUGGAUGUCCCUGGAACUAUCUGGAGGCAAACUUUGCGUCCUCUUAGCGAUUUUGGGUUUGGUAAAAGGAGCAUUUGGGAGGGAGGUGUCGGGCUUUUUGUGGUUUCUGGGGCCGUUCUCUUCGCACUUAGUUGGGUUUGGCUGAGGGGCUUCUAUAUAAGAUCUCGAUUGAGGAAGUAUCAGGCGGUUUUUGAAUUUACUCAGGCUUGUGGCAUUUGUACUGGAACGCCGGUCAGAAUCAGAGGGGUGACCGUUGGCAACGUCAUUCGUAUCAAUCCCUCCUUGAAAAGCAUUGAAGCAGUCGUCGAGGUGGAAGAUGAUAAAGUAAUCAUACCUCAGAAUUCAUUGAUCGAGGUGAAUCAGUCUGGCCUUCUUAUGGAGACCCUGAUUGAUAUUACACCUCGGAAUCCACUUCCAACACCUUCAGUGGGACCUCUUGAUCCAGAAUGUGUUAAAGAGGGUCUAAUUGUAUGUGAUAGGCAAAAGAUAAAGGGACACCAAGGAGUAAGUAUGGAUGCAUUGAUUGGGAUAUUCACCCGUCUUGGACGUGAAAUGGAAGAAAUCGGUAUUUCCAAAAGCUAUGCAUUGGCUGAACGAGUUGCAUCUGUUAUUCAAGAGGCUAAACCACUCCUCCAAAAGAUAGAAGCCAUGGCGGAAGAUGCUCAUCCUUUGCUUGCUGAGGUUUGUAAUAGUGGUCUUUUGAAGGAAGUAGAGACUUUAACCAGAAGCUUGACGGAAGCAGCUGAAGAUUUGAGAAGGGUGCACUCAUCCAUCAUGACUCCUGAGAACACUGAGCUGAUUCGACAGUCUAUUUACACCCUCAUAUUUACUUUGAAGAACAUUGAGAGUAUUAGCUCUGACAUUUCGGGCUUCACCGGUGACGAAGCUACAAGGCGCAACUUGAAAUUGCUCAUCAAGUCCCUUAGCCGAUUAUUGUGAGGAGAAAGUGAAAGGUGGGCAUAGCAUUACAGAACAUACAAGAGUAAGUUAGAUGAUUUUAGGGGUCUCAUACACCCUGAUAUAAAAGAGGAACAUCAACUAUGUCACCAAGGCCAUCUGUUUGCAUAUUCCGUUCAGAGAAAAUAAGUGUCUCAGCUUCAAGUUGUCU
Telopea speciosissima is the source of this 1506-nucleotide messenger RNA. Its product is annotated as protein TRIGALACTOSYLDIACYLGLYCEROL 2, chloroplastic. Bases 192 to 1337 code for a protein of 381 amino acids. Gene Ontology annotation, molecular function: phospholipid binding; lipid carrier activity. The transcript has 5 exons. NCBI's taxonomy places the organism in Eukaryota, Viridiplantae, Streptophyta, Magnoliopsida, Proteales, Proteaceae. Gene Ontology annotation, cellular component: chloroplast inner membrane. The record is from RefSeq and is a predicted model, not a curated record.